Pungitius pungitius (ninespine stickleback) is the source of this 653-nucleotide messenger RNA. RefSeq names its product NADH:ubiquinone oxidoreductase subunit S4 (gene ndufs4). The coding region runs from base 77 to 589 and encodes 170 amino acids. Gene Ontology annotation, biological process: electron transport chain. The transcript is spliced from 5 exons. The record is from RefSeq and is a predicted model, not a curated record. NCBI's taxonomy places the organism in Eukaryota, Metazoa, Chordata, Actinopteri, Perciformes, Gasterosteidae.
UCUCUCAGUCAGCUGUCUCCACCGCGGCUCGCACGGUUUGUCCCUUCGCGGUCUCCGUACUCAGUUAACAACAAUCAUGGCGGCCUCAAUGUCACUUGUCGGCCUGGGACGUUUAGCCGUGGUCAAUGCAGCGUAUAAAUUGGCCCUGAAUCCUAUCAGGUCUGCAAGCACAUCAACAUCAAGACUGGCAGGGAAGCCUGGACAAGACACGCAACUUAUUACUGUUGAUGAGAAACUGGACAUCACCAGUGUGAGCGGAGUACCAGAGGAGCACAUCAAAACACGCAAGGUCCACAUCUUUGUGGCGGCCAAAACAGCCAUGCAGUCCGGAGUGAACGGCACCAAGAAGUGGAAGAUGGACUUUGACACCAGGGAGCGCUGGGAGAACCCGCUGAUGGGCUGGGCCUCAACGGCUGAUCCCUUAUCCAACAUGGUGCUCUCCUUCUGCUCCAAGGAAGAUGCUGUCGCUUUUGCUGAGAAAAACGGUUGGAGCUACGACAUCUCAGAGAAGAGGACUUCAAAGCCCCGGGUGAAGUCCUACGGCGCAAACUUCUCCUGGGACAAGAGGACCAGGAGGUCCGCUAAAUGAACGGAGGACCGCCGUCUGUUAGCGGGACGAUCCGCAGUUUGUCAAUAAAUGCAUUAUUACGUAA